GGGAAUCCGAAUGACUGAUCAGGACCUUUAAACUCCUCCCAGUUGUUUCUUUUUUUUUACGGAAACGGGCGGGGUGGUGCACAGGUACGGUGAAAUCUCGAAGCUAGCUCUCGUCUGGCGGAGUUAUUACUUUUUCAGUAAACAAUUAUGGCGGCCGCGGAUCCCUGGUCCUCGAGUGACGGCGGGCCUGCAAGCAGAGGAGGGUUCCCGGAUGGUGAGAACAGCAACGAGCGCGAUGGCCCGGGAGGAAGCGGCGGAGAGACAGAACGCAAGCCAGAUCGGGCCACAUUCGAAUGCAACAUUUGUUUGGACACAGCAAGGGACGCUGUCAUCAGUUUGUGCGGGCACUUGUUCUGCUGGCCCUGCCUUCAUCAAUGGUUGGAGACGCGACCCAGCCAACAGCAGUGUCCUGUGUGUAAAGCAGGCAUCAGCAGAGAGAAAGUCAUCCCCCUCUACGGCAGAGGGAGCUCCAGCCAAGAGGACCCCAGGUUGAAAACCCCGCCUCGUCCUCCGGGACAGAGAACAGAGCCAGAGAGCAGAGGGCCCUUCCAGGGGUUCGGGGACAAUGGCUUCCACAUGUCCUUUGGGAUCGGUGCUUUCCCCUUCGGCUUCUUCACCACAGUCUUCAACACCAAUGACCCCUACCACAGAGCAGAUGCAUAUGCAGCCGAUCACCAAGGCAACGGCAACAACUGGCAGGACUCUCUCUUCCUGUUCGUGGCCAUAUUCUUCUUCUUCUGGCUGCUGAGCGUGUAAGGGAGAGGGAGGGAAAGGAAAGGUGCCCACACUCAUACACAUGUCAAAACACCAGAAAUGACCCACUUACUCAAUAGUGUCUGUGGGUUUAUGCUCUUCCUUUGUACUUGAUUGAUGGAUUAAGGUCACUAAUUAGGAAAUAACUCCCCACACCUACUGUCUAGGUCUUUAUUUAAAGGAAAAAACAAAAACCCGAAGACACCAGGCCCUCCAUGAAAUAUUUGACACCUCUGCUUUAGACUAUAGAUGGGUGGUGGGAUGACUGGCAGUUCUCUUAGCAAGAUAUAUCUAGUUCAGGAAACACAAACCAGUCAAAGAUUUGUGUAUCCAAAUGAUUUACGAGACUCACUUGGGAGAGUACACAGACACCACUCUGGUGGUGGAUGAUACCCAAGCGUGAGGGUGAGUAAAAUGAAGCUCGUUUGAGUUGUAAGGGAGGGUGAGAAUGGGAUUUACCUGAUAACAUCGAUGUUUUUCUUUAAUCACUAUAGCCACUUUUUUUCCAAGCCAAAGAGUAACGUAUCACCGUCAAGUACAAUUUGGGGAAAAUGUAUUUGGAUAUUCCUGUUUACAAUUUAACCGAUUGAAUAAUUUGUCCGUAGAUUUACGAACCAAAUUUAUGAAUAUUCUUUAGACUAGUGUACAGAUGGAUACACUAACAACUUUAUAUAUAAUCUUAACAAACUGCCAUUGCACUGUGAAGUCAUAUAGAGAAGACAGACCUAAUAAUGUGGAUUAGAGCUACAGUGUAUUCAGACCCCUUCACCUUUUCCACAAUUUGUUAGCCUUGUUCUAAAAUAGAUUCAAUUAUUUUUCUCAAUCUACAGUCGUGGCCAAAAGUUUUGAGAAUGACACAAUUAUUAAUUUUCAAAGUUUACUGCUUCAGUGUCUUUAGAUAUUUUUGUCAGAUGUUACUAUGGAAUACUGAAGUAUAAUUACAAGCAUUUCACAAGUGUCAAAGGCUUUUAUUGACAAUUAUAUGAAGUUGAUGCAAAGAGUCAAUAUUUGCAGUGUUGACCCUUCUUUUCCAAACCUCUGAAAUCCGCCCUGGCAUGCUGUCAAUUAACUUCUGGGCCACAUCCUGACUGAUGGCAGCCCAUUCUUGCAUAAUCAAUGCAUGGAAUUUGUCAGAAUUUGUGGGGUUUUGUUUGUCCACCCGCCUCUUGAUGAUUGACCACAAGUUCUCAAUGGGAUUAAGGUCUGGGGAGUUUCCUGGCCAUCGACCCAAAAUAUCAUGUUUUGUUACCCAAGCCACUUAGUUAUCACUUUUGCAUUAUGACAAGGUGCUCCAUCAUGCUGGAAAAGGCAUUGUUUGUCACUAAACUGUUCCUGGAUGGUAGGGAGAAGUUGCUCUCGGAGGAUGGGAUGGUACCAUUCUUUAUUCAUGGCUGUGUUCUUAGGCAAAAUUGUGAGUGAGCCCACUCCCUUGGCUGAGAAGCAACCCCACACAUGGAUGGUCUCAGGAUGUUUUACUUUUGGCAUGACACAGGACAGAUGGUAGCGCUCACCUUGUUUUCUCCGGACAAGCUUUUUUCAGGAUGCCCCCCAAAAAAAAUCGGAAAGGGGAUUCAUCAGAGAAAAUUACUUUACCCCAGUCCUCAGCAGUCCAAUCCCUGUACCUUUUGCAGAAUAUCAGUCUGUCCCUGAUGUUUUCCCUGGAGAGAAGUGGCUUCUUUACUGCCCUUCUUGACACCAGGCCAUCCUCCAAAAGUCUUCGCCUCACUGUGCGUGCAGAUGUACUCACACCUGCCUGCUGCCAGUCCUUAGCAAGCUCUGCACUGGUGGUGCCCCGAUCCCGCAGCUGAAUCAACUUUAGGAGACGGUCCUGGCGCUUGCUGGACUUUCUUGGGCGCCCUGAAGCCUUCUUCACAACAAUUGAACCGCUCUCCUUGAAGUUCUUCAUGAUCCGAUAAAUGGUUGAUUUAGGUGCAAUCUUACUGGCAGCAAUAUCCUUGCCUGUGAAGCACUUUUUGUGCAAAGCAAUGAGGACGGCACGUGUUUCCUUGCAGGUAACUAUGAUUGACAGAGGAAGAACAAUGAUUCCAAGCACCACCUUCCUUUUGAAGCUUCCAGUCUGUUAUUCAAACUCAAUCAGCAUGACAAAGUGAUCUCCAGCCUUGUCCUCGUCAACACUCACACCUGUGUUAACGAGAGAAUCACUGACAUGAUGUCAGCUGGUCCUUUUGUGGCAGGGCUGAAAUGCAGUGGAAAAGUGUUUGGGGGAUGCUGUUCAUUUGCAUGGCAAAGAGGGACUUUGCAAUUCAUCUGAUCACUCUUCAUAACAUUCUGGAGGAUAUGCAAAUUGCCAUCAUGCAGACUGUGAAAAUUAAUGUAAUUCUCAAAAGUUUUGGCCACGACUGUACACACAUUACCCCAUAAUGACAAAGCAAAAACAUUUUAGAAAUGUUUGCAAAUUUAUUAAAGAAAAAAAGUAUUAUUUAAGUAUUCAGACCCUUUACUCAGUAGUUUGUUGAAGCACCAUGGAAUAUUUGACACCUCUUGUAUUUUGUCCAUCAUAUUAAAGGGAUACUUUGAGUGUUCUUGGGUAUGACGCUACAAACUUGGCACACCUGUAUUUGGGGAUUCUUCUCUGCAGAUCCUCUCAAGAUCCAGGUUGGAUGGGGCGCAUCGCUGCACAGCUAUUUUCUGGUCUCCAGAAUUGCUCAAUCAGGCUCAAGUCAGGGCCACUCAAGGACAUUCAGAGACUUGUCCCAAAGCCAGUCCUGCAUUGUCUUGGCUUUGUGCUUAGGGUUGUUGUCCUGUUGUAAGGUGAUCCUUUGCCCCACUCUGAGGUCAUUUGCUCUGUUCAUCUUUCCCUCGAUCCUGACUAGUAUCUCAGUCCCUGAUGCUGAAAAAUAUUACCACAGCAUGAUGCUGCUGCCACCACCAUGCUUCACCGUAGGGAUGGUGCAAGGUUUCCUCCAGACAUGUCGCUUGGCAUUCAGGCCAAAGAGUUCAAUCUUGGUUUCAUCAGACCAGAGAAUCUUGUUUCUCAUGGUCAGUCUGAGGUGCCUUUUUGGCAAACUCCAAACGGGCUGUCCUGUGCCUUUUUCUGAGGAGUGGCUUCCGUCUGGCCACUCUACCAUAAAGGCCUGAUUGGUUGAGUGCUGCAGGGAUGGGAGACCCUUCCAGAAGGACAACCAUCUGCACAGAGGAACUCGGGAGCUCUGUCGGUGACCAUCGGGUUCUUGGUCUCCUCCCUGACCAAGGCCCUUCUCGCCCGAUUGCUUAGUUUGGAUGGGCGACAAGCUCUAGGAAGAGUCUUGGUGGUUCCAAACUUCUUCCAUUUAAGAAUGAUGAAGGCCACUGUGUUCUUGAGGACCUUCAAUGCUGCAGACAUGUUUUGGUACCCUUCACCAGAUCUGUGCCUCGACACAAUCCUGUUUCGGCGCUCCACGGACAGUUCCUUCAACCUCCUGACUUUGUUUUUGCUCUGACAUGUACUGUCAACUGUGGGACCUUUUUAUAUAGACAGAUGUGUGCCUUUCCAAAUCAUGUCCAAUCAAUUGAAUUUACCACAGGUGGACUCUAAUCAAGUUGUAGAAACAAAGGAUGAUCAAUGAUUUGAGUCUCAUAGCAAAGGGUUUGAAUACGUUUUUUGGUUUCAUUGAAUAGUUGCCAAAAUUUCUAAACCUGUUUUUGCUUUGUCAUGGGUUAUUGUGUGUAGAUGAGGAAAAUGUCAUUUUUAUCCAUUUUAGAAUAAGGCUGUAACAAAAUGUGGAAAAUGGGAAGGGGUCUGAAUAUUUUCCAAAUGCACUGUAUAGUGGAUAUAAUCAUACGAUUUAAGAGUUCUUUAUCAUAUAGGUUAACAGACUAAAACUAUUGUAAAGAGUCAUGAGGAUAGUGUACGGGAAGGCUGGAGUGGGCAGUAUUGUGUACAGUUGUGCUUUGUGGAGAAUUGGCCACAUAUGAGCAAAUAGUUUGUAACAUUUAUAUCUACAAAGCAAAAUGAGCUGAACACACAGGAUCAUUCAAUCUGGAUUAAAUGUUCUGAAAAACUGGCCCUGGGGGUUGUGUUGCUGGGCACAGUGCUGCACAGGAAAAGAUGACAGCAGGGUCACGUUCAUUAAAAAAACAUUUUGCAACGUGUUUUUUGGACAAAUUCAGACUGUUUCCGCUUUGUGCCUACUGAACACGGCCCAGGUGCAGAAGUCAAUACAGUGUUUGCCAGAGCCUUUUUGACUCAAGUCAGAAUGAGUAUUUGUCAUUAUCUGCAGCCAAGAAACUAACAUGCGGUGAGAAACAUGAACUGUUCCCAACGUGACAUGGACUAUUAUCAUAUUUCUAUUGCAAUGAGUGUUUCUCUUGAUUGUGUUUGUAUCGGUCUGUGUAUACAUUUGUAUAUAUGAAUAUUGUAAAUGCUGUUUUUUCCUUUUUCUGAACGACCAGCCAUGGGAUUGAGACAUGUGAGAGACCUCUGGUUUAACCAGGCAACCUGACAUGUGGCGGAGUCCCCCUCUUCCACUAGUGAAAGACAAGUUACUCUUUUGUACAACGCUCACUGAAUGGUACAAUCUAUUGCAUAUGAUGCACAUAUGAGCCAACCAGAGGCGAGUGAGCAGUGUAUGAAAAGGAAACUAACUUCCAUUUCACCCUACCCAUUUAAUUAUGAUAAACUCCUGUGAAGUAUAUGAAAUGGGCUCAAGAUCAAGUGUCCAAGAACUCUGUAGCACCUUACUAAACAACACCAGCCAUACAAGGGGUUGAGGAAAGGAAGGGGUACAGGUUGUCAUUUCUUGCAUAUCACUGUCUGAUCAAGCUAAGCAUUUGUAUUAUGAGUUUAUUUUUGACCCAAAAAAAAAUGAAAUUACAUUUGUGUUGAGUCUUGUGCAAGACAACAGUGAGACAUUGUGCAAAACCAAAUGGUCACAGCAGGAAAACAAUUUCCAAAGCUCUGUCUGAAUAAAUAGUUGUUUAAUACA
Messenger RNA from Oncorhynchus kisutch (coho salmon), 5678 nucleotides. RefSeq names its product E3 ubiquitin-protein ligase RNF5-like. The transcript is spliced from 6 exons. Gene Ontology annotation, biological process: ubiquitin-dependent protein catabolic process. The coding region runs from base 148 to 756 and encodes 202 amino acids. Lineage: Eukaryota; Metazoa; Chordata; Actinopteri; Salmoniformes; Salmonidae. Gene Ontology annotation, cellular component: endoplasmic reticulum. The record is from RefSeq and is a predicted model, not a curated record. Gene Ontology annotation, molecular function: metal ion binding; ubiquitin protein ligase activity.